AGCAGAUUUGUGUCACCAUGGAGCUUACUGGCGCACCGACUGACACCAGCAGUCCUCUCCUCUCAAUUUUCAUACAUCAGAAUGUAUUUGUGCACGUUCUUCUUGCCUUUGCAGCAAUUUGCGUCUGCACAAGACUCAUUUCGGGGUAUCGUUUCAAUGUGAUCAAGGACUGCCGAACCGCUGGCAUUACACCUCCAACACUGCCACACUGGCUUCCAGGGCUUCGUCAUGCCCUUCACAUGGCCUACAGCGCUAGUCAAUUUGUCGCCAGAUCUUUGGACACAUAUGGUGAUGGAACACCUUUUUUCGUUGAUGCGGCAGGAGAGAAGAUUCUCAUCCUCUUGGACCCUAAGCAUGUGAAGAAAGCGCUGGCAUCCCCAGACCUUGAUGCAAACAUCUUCGUUCACAACAAGAUUAUGGGUCAACUGAUGGGUAGUCCACAAGCCGCAAUUGAUUACUAUAGAACGCCCGGACACACCAUGAAUGAGGAGGCAAUGCUGCAGAUCAGAACCCACACGACUGGAUCACAAUUGAUCUCGAUGGAUCAGAAGUUGCUGGAGAUCUUCGAGCGCAACCUGUCCAAGCUUCUGCCAUCUGCUCACCAAGAGGGCUGGAUGGACAUUCCGGACCUAUACACCUUCUUCAAGCUGCAAGGUACACUGGCUGUUGGCGAAACUAUCCUAGGCACUGCGAUCCAUGAGAGCUAUCCACGAAUCGCCGAAGAUCUGUGGACGUUCAUUGAAGGCACCGACAUCCUGCUUCUGGGUCUUCCUCGAUGCUUUGCUCCAAAGUCUCAUGGCGCGCGCGACCGCCUGUUGAAGCACAUCAAGACAUGGGGUCGUAAAUCCGACGCUCUGCGUGAAAAGAAUGCGGUAAAUAAAGAUUGGGACGCUAUCGCCGGAUCCACGCUUAUGCAGGAGCGCGAGCAGAUGUACAGCGCUCUCCCAGGGCACGAUGAUGAUGGCAGAGCGGCUCAGACUCUCGGCUUGCUGUACGGGGGCACGAGUCUUAGCGUCCCUGUGACUUUCUGGUUCCUGUACGAGAUCCUGCGCGACCCAGCUCUCCACAAGAAAGUCUUCGACGAGCUCCACCUCCACUCUGCCGCCGUCCCAGCCACAACCGACUUCGCCGGACUAGCCACCUCGCCUUUCCUCCAGUCGCUUCACGCCGAAGCCGUGCGAUUCUACACCCGCAACGUGGCCGCCCGCGAAGUCGUAGCCCCAAUCUUCCAACUCGACGACCGUUAUGUAGUCGAAAAGGGCGUCACCGUCCUCAUCCCCAACGGCAACACCGCCCGCUUCACCCAAGAGUGGUCCCGCUCGCGCCCGCAAGCCAUCAAACAACCACUGACGCAAUUCUGGCCCGAGCGAUUCCUCGUCCGUGACGGCAAGAGCGAGCGCUAUAAUGAGUCUGGUCUAAGCGGAAAUUGGACGUCAUUUGGCGGCGGCGAGCAUCGCUGCCCUGGGCGCUUUUUUGCCCGCGACAUUGCGCUUGUUGCGCUGACGCUGUUUCUGGGCAAGUAUGAGGUGCAGAUCGUGGAUCCGGAGGGGGCGAGGAGGUUCGAUCCGGUCUGGAAUGAGAUUGCGUUUGGGACUAUGACGCCGAAGGGGAAGAUUGGUGCUAGGAUACGUUUGAGGAAGGCGUGAGCGUGACUGCGGAUGUGGGAGACGAACCCGGGUUCUCGCAUUGUGUCGAGUUAAAUAUAUUAGGUAUGCACAGACUCAAGCCUUGCAUGACUGUCUCUUGUGGGUGCCCUGCUCCGGAUAGCAAGUUCUUCCGAGUGCUAUAAGUGGAACCCGAACUUUAAAUGCAUUCAAGUAGUCAUUUUAAUAGCCAAGAGAAUGUGGCAUUUGUGGAGUUC
This is a messenger RNA of Didymella exigua CBS 183.55, 1861 nucleotides long. RefSeq names its product cytochrome P450. The transcript has 2 exons. Gene Ontology annotation, molecular function: iron ion binding; steroid hydroxylase activity; heme binding. NCBI's taxonomy places the organism in Eukaryota, Fungi, Ascomycota, Dothideomycetes, Pleosporales, Didymellaceae. The coding region runs from base 18 to 1646 and encodes 542 amino acids. The record is from RefSeq and is a predicted model, not a curated record.